AUGUCGCAGGGCCUGAACAACCUGAGCGGCAUCUGGGAGACGGAGGAGGGGGAGUGCGUGGUGAUGAUGCAGACGACCCUGGAGAAGAUGUUUGAGAAGGUCGACCUCACGCUGCUCAACAGGCUGCUGCGCCUGAUCGCGGACCACAACCUGGCGGACUACAUGUCCUCCAAGAACAACGUGUCCAUCACCUACAAGGACAUGAUGCACACCAACAACUACGGCCUCAUACGCGGCCUGCAGUUCAGCUCCUUCAUCGUGCAGUACUAUGGCCUGAUCAUGGACCUGCUGCUGCUGGGCCUCACGCGCUCCAGCGAGCUGGCGGGGCCCCCCCAGAUGCCCAACGAGUUCCUGUCCUUCAGGGACGCGCGCGUGGAGGGGCGCCACCCCAUCCGCCUCUACGGCCGCUACAUCGACCGCAUCCACGUGCUCUUCAAGGGCGCCGUCCUCGUGGGAUGA
This is a messenger RNA of Monoraphidium neglectum, 459 nucleotides long. RefSeq names its product Pre-mRNA-processing-splicing factor 8. Bases 1 to 459 code for a protein of 152 amino acids. The transcript is spliced from 4 exons. Gene Ontology annotation, biological process: mRNA splicing, via spliceosome; spliceosomal tri-snRNP complex assembly. The record is from RefSeq and is a predicted model, not a curated record. Gene Ontology annotation, molecular function: U1 snRNA binding; U2 snRNA binding; pre-mRNA intronic binding. NCBI's taxonomy places the organism in Eukaryota, Viridiplantae, Chlorophyta, Chlorophyceae, Sphaeropleales, Selenastraceae. Gene Ontology annotation, cellular component: catalytic step 2 spliceosome; U5 snRNP.